Messenger RNA from Neoarthrinium moseri, 696 nucleotides. RefSeq lists its product as uncharacterized. Gene Ontology annotation, biological process: endosome transport via multivesicular body sorting pathway; protein transport; late endosome to vacuole transport. NCBI's taxonomy places the organism in Eukaryota, Fungi, Ascomycota, Sordariomycetes, Amphisphaeriales, Apiosporaceae. Gene Ontology annotation, cellular component: ESCRT III complex; multivesicular body. The transcript has 2 exons. The coding region runs from base 1 to 696 and encodes 231 amino acids. The record is from RefSeq and is a predicted model, not a curated record.
AUGGAGGGCCUCAAAGCGCUCUUCGUCAAGCCCGACCCCAAUGCUCAACUACGAAAGUGCAAUGCCCUCAUACGCGGCAACAUCCGCAAGCUCGACCGCGACAUCAACGCGGUCAAGCAGGUCGAGAUCAAGACCAAGAACCUGAUCAUCGCCGCCGAUAAGCGCGCCCAGCGCGGCACCAACAACCAGUCACGCCAGCAGGCCGCCCGCGAAGCCCGCGACUUCGCCAAAGAGCUCAUCCGCGCCCGCAAGGCCUCCAACCGCCUCGUCACCUCCAAGGCCCAGCUCAACAGCGUGCAGAUGCAAGUCAACGAGGCCUUUGCCGUCCGCAAGAUCGAGGGCAGCAUCCGCGCCUCGGUCGGCAUCAUGAAGAACGUCAACUCCCUCAUCCGCCUGCCCGAGCUCGCCGGCACCAUGCGCGACCUGAGCGUCGAGCUCAUGAAGGCCGGCGUCAUCGAGGAGAUGGUCGACGAGACCCUGCCCCAGGAGGACAUGUUCGAGGACGAGGAGCUCGAGGCCGACGGCGAGGUCGACAAGGUCCUGGGCGAGAUACUCAAGGGCCGCAUGGAGAAGACGGGCACCCUGCCCUCCGCCCCCAUCGCCCAGGAGCCGGCGCCGGCUGUCGAGGAGGAGGAGGAGGACAACGAGGCCAUGAUGGAUCAGAUGAGGAACAGACUCGAGGCUCUCAGGAGCUAA